This is a messenger RNA of Mauremys reevesii (Reeves's turtle), 1074 nucleotides long. RefSeq lists its product as uncharacterized. The record is from RefSeq and is a predicted model, not a curated record. NCBI's taxonomy places the organism in Eukaryota, Metazoa, Chordata, Testudines, Geoemydidae. The transcript has 3 exons. The coding region runs from base 431 to 1063 and encodes 210 amino acids.
GACCGGGCCAUGGGAAUGGAGCAUGUCGUCAUGGAGAAGAAAGCGGAAGAGGAUGACUUGGAUGAGGAAGAGGAUGAGGAGGGCAAAGCCAAGUCCUCCUCCACCUCCAUGGCCAGGUCCCCCUUGCCCAGAUGCAUAAAUAGGGAAGUAAUGAGUAGGAGCAAGGAGGGGAUCUUACCUCUCUCUAUAGCAUUGGUGAGAGAGAUAAUGGAAUGGUGACGUCCAGUUCUGGUGUCUGUGUUUUUAAAGGAUGGUGUUAAAUUGGAGAGGGUGCAGAAAAGAGUCACACAAAUGAUCUGAGAGCUGGAGAAAAUGACCUACAGUGAGAGACUCAAAUUGUAGGUGGGUGAAAUUUAAUGGCCUGGAACAUUCAGGAGAUCAGAUGAGAUGAUCCAAUGGUACCUUCUGGCCUUAAGCUCUAUGAAACUCUAUGAACCAUCGUCUCCCCCCUCCCCCCCCCCGCUCCGAUGUGCUUCACCGCACAGAAGGGUGGCUGGACAGCCUGGAAUGGCCCUGCUCCAAAGCGGCCCUGGCGGAGAAGACAGCAGAACUAACUGAGAGCUGCCCCAGGACUCUGGGCCCAGCUCUGUCCUCUCCAGCUCCAUGGACCGCACGUGAAACCUCCCGUACCAGAAGCUCCUGCCUGGCUCCCCCAGCUCCGGUGCUGCUCAGUCCAGAGACGCUGCCUCUUCCAUGGCCAGGUUCUCCUCCACCUACUGAACAGCCUGCGGUGAUGGGUAAGGGAACCCAUGGCCACACGGAGACACCAUGGGCACGGAUGGGGAUUGAAUCUGGGCCCUUCACCAUCACGGGCACAAGCCUGCCAGGCUCCCAUUCAGGUAGCCAUGGAAGGCUCUGCCUGCAGACACCCCCUCUCCAUUCCCACUGCCAGACUCUUGCCUGCGGUGACAACGAAGGAGCAGGAGAACUCCUGGGGGAGAACCCCCGGGCUGCACAGUCGGGUGUCAAUAUUGAAAGCACAUCGGUGGAGGCUGUGAAGACUCUUUUUUCCAUGCCUGGAGACUGGAAGGAAUUUGCUGGCAUCCAGUUACAGCAGAGUUGAGACAUGAUAGC